GUUCCGCCCUGUUACAGAAACACGACUUCCUGCUGUGCACAGACCCGUCACUCUGUUAUUCGAGCUAUUUGAGAUCUGCAAGUCUCUACAGGACGAAGGCCUCAUGGCGGAUAAGGAGUGCGCAGUUCCUGUGACUGAGGAGGAGGAUGAGCGUGAUCUGAACUACCAGCCUCCAGCUCAGAAGAGCCUGCAGGAGAUCCAGGAGCUUGAUAAGGAUGACGAAAGUCUGAACAAGUACAAGCAGACUCUGCUGGGAUCAGGACCUGUAGUAUCAGAUCCCAGUGUUCCUAAUGUUCAGGUGACGAGACUGUCGCUGAUAUGUGAUCAAGCUCCUGGACCCAUCACGAUGGAUUUAACAGGUGACCUUGAGGCUUUGAAGAAACAGAACUUCACCAUGAAGGAGGGCGUGGAUUACCGAGUGAAGAUCCACUUUAAGGUCAACAAGGAGAUCGUGUCUGGGCUGAAAUACGUGCAUCUGACUUACAGGAAAGGAAUUCGAGUGGAUAAAGCCGUGUACAUGGUGGGCAGCUAUGGGCCACGGGUGGAGGAGCACGAGUUCCUCACCCCGGUAGAGGAGGCUCCCAAGGGCAUGAUCGUCCGAGCGAACUACCACAUCAAGUCCUACUUUACGGACGACGACAAAACGGACCACCUGUCCUGGGAGUGGAACCUGCAGAUCAAGAAGGAUUGGGACAGCGCCGAGUAAACAGGCUGCGUCCCAAACGCGCCUGCGCCACGCGCACAGGGCCGAGCGCAUGUAGGAAAGGCGCACGGAGAAUGGGGUUUGGAUCAGGGUUGGGUUCAAAAAAAUGGCUGAUGCAAAUUUACAGUACUUCAAAGGGAUGUUAAUGAAAUAGAACACAACACAAAGCAAGGCAUUAAGCGGAGACUCAUUUGCUAAAGAACACGCUGUAUAAACAACAGAGAUAAAUUCCUCGUGCCCGUACGUACGCUCAGGUUAGUCCGUGUCUCUCUGAACUGUAAAAUGUGUGUAAUUAUGAUGUCUGUAAUUCUUGCGAUGCAUUUAAAAAAAAAAAAAAAAAGUUCCUGCCGGAGCUCGAGAGCAGAACCGUGCAUGCCUCAGUGUGAAGCGAUUGUGCAAGUGGCUAGAAUUCUGUCCUGACGCUGUCAUCAGACAUUUGUGAAAACCUGCUGGGUCCAGACUUGUGUUCCAAUACUGGUUUUAACACACCCUUGUUGACUUUCCUGAAUGUGUAGGAAGGAGCAGAUUUUUGAAACAGAAUUCGCUUGACCUUGAAGCACAAUGUCACUGAACUAUGACCGAUGUACUGCUAAAUUGACUCGCUGGCUCGCUAAGGGAGGAAAUUUACAUCAGGGGUCAGGAAUGCAAUAUUGCAAAACAGAAAACCCAAUUUUGAAUGGAAAGCUGAUAUAUGGCCAAAUAUGAACAUGUACUCUUUUGUGUGUGUGUGGGAGGGGAGUCAAAUAAAAAAGUGCCCUAACAGCAGAGAGAUUUCAUUUUAGUAUAAUUUGAAGAAUUCCUUUCAAAAUCAAGAACCGUUCAUCAUCCAAACAACGUUGGUAUGUCAAAAAGGACAAGACAACUUUUUUCUUUUAAUAUCUAUAAAUAUCUUACCUUCAACUCAUGUCUCAGUGAUGUGGCAUUUGAAAACGAGUUGACUCAAAGAAAGAUUCGACUCUUUUUGCUGAAGGUUCAGAGCCGACUCGAAAACAUGAGCCUUUUUUUUUCUUUUUUUUUUUUGGGAGAUGUAUUCAAGGCAUUACUUUUACAGCGUAAUGUUAAUCUUUGUAACAUCUGAGCCGUUUCUUAGCGUGAAUUCAAAACAUUAACAAAGUGGUCAAAAUAUUUUUGCGAAAGACUUGACUUUUUUUUUUCCUGAGCUGAGUCAAAUGAUUUGAUUUGCUGAAAAGAGAUGGAAUUUCAAUCACUCAUGCUUGAAUCCCUUGAAGGGUAAACUCUCAUACUGUUAGUUAGUUAGACGUAGAACCAAGAAACAUAUUCAGAGAACCUUCUUCCUGAAGUGUACAGACAGUCAGUGUUGUGAACAUAAAUGUACAGACAAUUAAUGUAUACUGUAGAUAUGAAUAAUACUGUAUAAGGUAAUACCGAUGAAUGGGUUACUACAGUUUAUGCAUAUGACUAAUCUUUUUAUUAAUAGGUUAUUAUCAGGCAUAAGCUUGUUGUAAAACAGGAAGUUGGUUGAAUAUGUUUUGGUUUUUCUUCACUUAUUUGACACUAGAGUUCUACUCAGGGCGUGUAAUUCAAUCACUAAAAAUCUGCAGAAUUUAGAAAAUGACUCCAUGGAAAAAUGAAAAUGAUUCUAAUUCAUGAUUAUAAAUAACACGAUAAAUGUAGUUUUAAUUAGUUUUCAAAAUUCAACCUGUGUAUAAACAUCAUAUAAUCAUAUAUUGUCAUGGUGAAAAUAAAUAUCCCAUAUUUAACAUCUUUUCAACAUACUGUAUAUAUCUAUACAUCCAGUCAAGUGCAUAAAUGUGCUCUUUUCAAAUAGUUCACUCAACUGGGUGUGUCAUGUAGCGGAACUCCAUAUAUGGCCACGUAUCAGAUUUCCAUUAGAGACAUCAGAUUUCUAUUUUUGAAAUAUUCUCGACUCUGUCGCUCCUGUUUAUAUUUAUAACCAGCUUCAUCCUGCUUUUUUUUUAAUUUUUAUUUUUAACAUGACAUCAUGUCUAAGUGCAUUGUGGGUAAAUUCUGCUCCUGAAUCCGACACCAAAGUCCACCUCAACUUUCAACACUUGAUAGUUCAUCUGAGAAAGGAAAUGUCCAAGGGUACAUUAGAAACAAUAUUGGAACGCAGCCCAGUACUGACUUUAGACGAUGUAACGUGUGCUAAAUUUCACUUGUGCCAGAGUUUUUACAGGUUGCGUGCAGUUAAUUAACGCUCUUAAUUAAAUCCAAACCAAAUCAUUUGUUCAAGUUCCAAGCUUUUGUCUGCUUUCUUUGCUCUUGCAGCGUCAAGGAUCUUCUUAUAACUCUUCACCUUGAUGAUAUUGUCAAAAAAAAAUUUGAUCCCAUUUUUCAUUAAAGUCAUCAUGUACCUCUGCGUGGCCUCAUGUCCUAAAUCAUUGAAUAUAAACUGUCACAUUGUGCCAAGCUGUGAAAUAUUCCAUGAAAAAUCAAUCACAUGACACCAGAGGACAACAUUUUAAAAAUAAACAUGUUCAAGAAUAUAUAUAAUGUUUCAUGAUCCAUGAAUCACUUUUUUUUUUUAAAUAUGUCCCCAGUCAAAAAAUUAAAUAUCUCUUCAAUUAAAAAACAAAACAAAAGAUUAUUCCCACUUGCUUUUCUAAAAUUAUUUUACUAUUUUCAUAACUAGAUGUAAUCCUGAAUGUCUGUAAACUGCAUGUUCAUUUUUGAUGCAAAUUUAAAACUUUUUUUUCUCCCUUUUCAUUCUUAUCUGGAGAAAUAUUGAAAGCAGGGAUUCAGUGAUGGUACGAGUCUGGUCUUGGGCUUGUGAUUUCGUGGCUCAAAGAUCAACAUUCAUGGUUUAUUGUACGUAUUAUCCUGCAUCUUGCAUUUUUACAAAAAAAAAGUCAACCAAUAAAGCUUGGCUUCAUCCA
This is a messenger RNA of Neoarius graeffei (lesser salmon catfish), 3561 nucleotides long. RefSeq names its product Rho GDP dissociation inhibitor (GDI) gamma (gene arhgdig). Gene Ontology annotation, cellular component: cytosol; membrane; cytoplasm. Gene Ontology annotation, biological process: Rho protein signal transduction. NCBI's taxonomy places the organism in Eukaryota, Metazoa, Chordata, Actinopteri, Siluriformes, Ariidae. Gene Ontology annotation, molecular function: protein binding; Rho GDP-dissociation inhibitor activity. The transcript is spliced from 6 exons. The record is from RefSeq and is a predicted model, not a curated record. The coding region runs from base 104 to 706 and encodes 200 amino acids.